Lucilia sericata (common green bottle fly) is the source of this 1499-nucleotide messenger RNA. RefSeq names its product anaphase-promoting complex subunit 1-like. The record is from RefSeq and is a predicted model, not a curated record. Lineage: Eukaryota; Metazoa; Arthropoda; Insecta; Diptera; Calliphoridae. The coding region runs from base 534 to 1079 and encodes 181 amino acids. The transcript has 4 exons.
UAAAGUAGACUCAGUAGAACAGCUGACUAUUUUUUUUAAAACUCACUUAUGGACGAAAAUGUCAAAAUUGUUUACGUUGCAAUUUUUGACAGCUUCAACCAAAGACUUUUAUGUCAAAUUAUUUGCCAUAUUUGUUUUAGUGGAAAAAAAUUAAAUUGUGUGUUGUUUUAUAAAAAAUAAAAAUAAAAGUGAAAAAACUUGAAUUUUGUGUGGUUUAUGUACUAAAAAAUUAUGAAAAGGUGUAUAAUUUGCAAGAAAAUUUCCAAAAAAGGAAAUGGGAGCUUUUUUAUUGUCCCCACAGAUGAGAGGAGACGACGAAAGUGGAUGGAGGCUUGCAAGAUGCAACUCCCGGCACCUGCUUAUGUGUGUAUGGACCAUUUCUCUCCAUCAAAUUUUAUUAAAAGCGGUCGGUGUUUGAACUUGAUAUAUGAUGCUGUUCCUUCCGUUCAACCAAUAUGGAUCGGAUAAUAAACCAUCAAAAGAAAAUUAUUCACAAUGUACAAUAUUGAUACUACGGCUUGUUUAUUCAUACAAUGCUGGCGAUAUUUUAUAGUUUUCAUUUACUCUAUGAGGACUUUAAAUUGGACGAUAUUAUGCAUGCACAUUUGUUGCCAUUAGCCAAGUUUCUGCAUCAAUUGGCCUACGUAAUGCAAUUACAAUCUUAUACUUUUCGUCAUGCUAUGGAUUUUCCUUUGCUGGUGAAAAAUUGUUCCAAGACUUGUAUUUUAACCGAACAGCAUGGUUCUCAAAUGUCUUACAAGGAACUUUCACAGGUGCAAGCUCCUAGUGUUUUUAACCAACUGAAUGCAUUGCCGUAUAAUUAUGUGGAAGGUGAAGUGAGGCGUAGGGAUUUACGAAAUUAUGCCCUAAAUAAAAGUUCAAAUUAUUCGCAAAAUAUGAACAUAGUCACGGAAGACUCCUUAUCGGCUCGUUGUCCACCCUCUAAAAGUGGCAUAUCACAAAUGGAAGGUGCUUUAGAUGAUGGCAUGGAUAAUAUAGGUACCAAAUUCUUAAGUCUACGUUAUCCGGAUGAUAUGCGCAUAACAGAUAGAUAUUACACAAUCGCCUGGAACUUCUGAUCAUGAAUUUAUUGAGGAGCAAGAAAAACAAUUAUUUACAUUGUGCACUCGUACCAUGACUUUACCUUUGGGUAGAGGAGGUAUGUUUACUUUAAGAACCAACGGAAUCAAUGCCAAUACCAAAACUAUGUCUAACCAGCAAGAAACCUAUUAAAGGAACCACUGUUGAAAUGCAGCAAAUUGAAUUCCAGGCCAAUAUGAGUUUAUGGCCAACAUUUCAUAAUGGUGUAGCAGCUGGCCUGAAAAUAUGAUCAAAUGCACGGGAUGUACCCUCCACCUGGAUUGUUUACAAUAAGCCAAAACGACCAGCCGAGAAUAAGUGAAUAAGUCCAGAAGUAGUUUCCAUAUUUCUUGGAGAAAAAAUACUAUAUUUCUAUUAAAUGUAUGUCAAACUUAAAUAAAUUGCUGACACAUUUUUUA